CUCAGGAGCUCGUGUCUGAGUCUGUCUGUGGCUGCUUCCGCCUCUCUCUCUUUCGGCAGCUCGAGGAUUCUUCCGUCUCUCUCACAGCUCAAACAAUCCUGUGCGUAAAGUCAGGCACGAGCCAACUCGAACGACCCUCCCCACAGCAGCGGCUCGCGCUGUGAACCCUCUCCCUGUCGAAGCUCUCGCGUCAACUCAAUCCCUCUCAUAUGGAGCUCGUCGCUGCUUUCGCCGUUGGCUUCUCCAGUCUCACUCUCAGAUCAAGAUCCCUCCGCGUACAAUCUGACACACCAAAAAUAAAGUUGAACUCGGUCAGUUUGUCGUGUUUGAGCUCUUAACAUUCACGGACUCGAGUGAUUCUGUCUCAUAACCAGAAAUCCUCCCGUUGAGCCUCACGAAGACCUUUUUCAAAAUGUGCUGAAGUCUCCUCUCUUCAGGCUGUUUCCGUGUUUGCCUCUAACGUAAAAUCACACGCUCUCCUGCUCGGCUCUCGCUGCGUUAACUCACUCCUCACUGGCUGCUUCCAACUUCGGGGAGCCGGCUGUCGGGCACGAGCUCUCUCUCUCACAGCCUCCCUCUCUCUGUGUGUCUGACCAGCCAAUGAGAACAUGUUGAUCUGUGUCUUCACGGUGCCGGCUGUAGCGAGGCUCCCUCUUUCUCACAGCUGGGAAAAAAGGCCGAAUCUGAAAGAGCAGACUCCUCCCAAACGAGAUUCUGCCUCUCACUGCUCACUGAGAGAGAGAGCUCGUGGCCAAUAGCCGGCCCCGUGAACACUGAAGCAGCCAACGAGGAGGAGGGAGUAACUAUCCCUCCGAGAGCCGAGCAGGAGAGCGAGAGAGAAACAGUCUGAAAGAAGAGAGGAGACUUCAGCACAGUUUGAAAAAGGAAAGCAGUCUUCGUGUGGCUCAACGGGAGGAUUUCUGGAAGAGAAAUAUGAUGGGUGAUCUUUUCGAGACAAAAACACAUGAGGCAGAGGGAGAAAAGUUCCUCAAGUAUCAGGACUUCACGGAGGCCUAGCUGUCGAUACGAUAUUAGGAGACCGAGUUCAGUUUCCAGAGACUGAACAGUGCAGCGAGAGAGGAGCGACACUUCAGCACACUUUGACAGGUGGAAGCAGUCAGCCUGUGGCUCGUCUGGAGGAUGUCUGGAAGCCGGCAGCAGGUUACAAAGACCGGAUGAGUCCAAACGAGUCCGUGGUCUUAAACAGGAGCGACAUCAACGACCAGGGACUGUACGGGCUAACCUGCGGCUCAGAGGAGAAACGUAUCCAUCUGAAUGUCAUCACAUCCUCGGAGAAAUCAGUGCCUGAGGGACAGGCUGCUGGUUUUACCUUCCACUACUUUACUGCAGGAGAACUCGGGAGGUACAGAGUGGAGAGAAACACACAGCUUGUGUUUGAUCUGGACCUCUCCUCCGGAAGCACCUCACAGGGCUCAGGGUUUGAGAACAGAACAUCUGUAGCCCCUCACUGGAGGUCAGAUGGAGACCUGACUCUGACCCUGCAGGGGGUGAAGCCCGAGGACCGAGGAGAUUACUUUCUCUACGUCCUCAAGGACAGAAAGAGGGGACAUCUGCAGGCUGUGAGGAUGAGGGUCAGCCCUGCACUGAAUACACCAGAGGAGAGGAACCCGGAACAGAUCACCUGCACCCCCCAGCCACCACGCAAGAAGACCCUGUGGAUCACCAUCGCCAUCAUCGCUGCUCUGGUUCUGGUUGCACUUGGUGUUGUGUGUAGGCAGAGGAUCUGCAGAUCAAAUGUCUCAUCCGGUGGAGGAAGAUCUCUGACAGAAGAGGAGAGUCAACCCAUCACAGACCCUCGUGUUCCAGAAGAGAAUGGACACGCUUCAUUAGCUUAAUAUUUAUUUAUAAUGUCUUUUAUUUUCACUGCACUUUCCCUUCGAUGUCACACUUUUCCCCUCUCUCUGGGAAAAUAAGGGAUUCUGAAUCUGAUCUUUUGCUUUGCCAAUAAAAUAAUAAAAUGUAUUUGUGUUGUGUUUGUGUGCUGGACUGGAGGUGAAUAUAUUUUCUCCAAAACAUUU
Messenger RNA from Trematomus bernacchii (emerald rockcod), 2039 nucleotides. RefSeq lists its product as uncharacterized. Bases 1176 to 1856 code for a protein of 226 amino acids. The record is from RefSeq and is a predicted model, not a curated record. The transcript is spliced from 3 exons. Lineage: Eukaryota; Metazoa; Chordata; Actinopteri; Perciformes; Nototheniidae.